Messenger RNA from Gongylonema pulchrum, 675 nucleotides. NCBI's taxonomy places the organism in Eukaryota, Metazoa, Nematoda, Chromadorea, Rhabditida, Gongylonematidae. The record is from the annotation of a GenBank genome assembly.
AGCAGUGGUCGCGAUACUGGCGUACCAGCAGUGGCAGCAGCAGCAGCAGUGCACGAUGAGGUUCAAAAUACCGGGAACACGGGGGUGGGCUCAUCAAAUCUAAUUGAGGGUACGACGCCUUCGCUGGUUUCAGCAUCCGUUGUUGCUAAUCGUGAAAAAGCACCUUCUCUUGAAAACACUGAGGAAGCUGAACGUGUGUUUGAAUCGCUAGCCUUCGCUGAUGAAGAACUAGUGCGACCGAUGCGAGAAAAAACGCCAGACGGUUUACGUGAGGAACAAAGGCAACGUCUGGAGAGCACCGUGUUUGGCAUUGAUGAGCUGGCAUCAUACAUCAAAAAUCGAGCUGAUACGUUUCCCGUGGGCAGUUGGAAUUGCAGGCAGUGCAGCGAACUGCUUCUUGAGCUGAAGAUCCUUGCGGACAAAUGCAGGGUCUGGGCAAAUUUGAUGAGAGCCAAGAAGCCAGACAAUAAUACUUGUCUCAAUGAACUGGACAAUAUGUGUCGCGAAAAAGAGAGUGAAAUACUGAAGAUACAGGCCGAGCAUAAUAGCCUGAUCACCGAGAUCGAAUACGAAAAGGUUGGUUCGCUUCCAGUAACAUUUUUGUCAGUACUUUUCCUUUUUAGUAUGGUUAAAGUCAUUUUAGAAAGCGACACAAAAGAUGAAGCUUAUGUAUGA